CACCUUGCUACCAAAUCAUUUCAUAGCCAUCGCCAUGCCCGACAUUGACUUUAACGCUAUAGCGGCUGCUGCCAAUUUCGACAAUUUCCGCCAGGCUCCGAUUUUGGACACUCUUGCCAAUGAUGCCCUCCUUUCUCCCAACUCCAAAUUAGAACAAGCCCUCGCCAACUCAACCGCCAAGGGCCUUCCUCCCAUCAGCGUCACCCCAAUGUCUGGCCAGCAUCUAACUAUCCUUACUCAACUCAUGGGCGCCAAGUCGGUGCUAGAAAUCGGCACACUUGGUGGAUACUCAGCUAUAUGCUUUGCACAAGGCGGCGCCAAAGUGACAAGCAUUGAGAUCGAUCCUAAGCACCGCGACGUCGCACUUGAAAACGUCGCAGGACUUGACGUGGACGUUAUACUCGGAGCUGCGCUUGACAUCCUACCCAAGCUGGCAGAGGAGAAACGACAAUUUGAUUUGGUCUUUAUUGAUGCUGAAUUUGAGGAUCAUAUUGAGCAUUUCGACUGGGCUGUUAAAUUGACCCGGCCUGGAGGAUGUGUCUUUUUCGACGACGUGGUGCCGGCGAUGUUCAAGAAUGGCGAGGUGAAGCCUGGAGCGGAUUCUAUCUUGACGCAUAUUGGAAAGGAUCAUAGAGUCAAAGCUGCACUGAUGCCCAAUGUGGCGUGUCACCCCAUGUUACCCACGCCUAUCUUCAAUGGUUUCGUAUUGGCUCUAGUUAAAGGGCAGUAA
Molecule: messenger RNA, 730 nt
Organism: Fusarium verticillioides 7600
Lineage: Eukaryota; Fungi; Ascomycota; Sordariomycetes; Hypocreales; Nectriaceae
Exons: 1
Coding region: 35-730 (231 amino acids)
Molecular function (GO): O-methyltransferase activity; S-adenosylmethionine-dependent methyltransferase activity
Source: RefSeq, a predicted model, not a curated record